AUGGCGCGAAAUUCGGAGAAGGCGAACUCCAUGCUCAACAGAUGGUUGCGUCUCAAGAGCGGGUUGUCGGCGCACGACACGAACUUGAUGCGUAGGCCCCGCCACACCUCGGAGGUGGAGGACGUGCGAACUGCCGAGCACUGGCGCAACAUGGUGGUGAAGGAUGUCAUGAUCUCGAUUUCGCGCAUCCAGAAUGCCAGCCUGGGUGAAUUUGCGAUCAGGGAUCUAAACGACGAGAUCAACCGUUUGAUCGGUCUGCGCAAGCGCUGGGAUGAGAGGGUGAUCGAGUUGGGUGGUGCUGAUCAACGUGCCCUUUCUUCAUCGAUUGAGAACGCACACGGUGCUGAGCUGAAGGUAGGAGGAGGAGGGUAUCGCUAUUUUGGAGCUGCUAAGAACCUCCCGGGUGUACGCGAACUGUUUGAAAAACAGGAGAGUGACCAGAUGAUGGCAGACACUUACGUGACCCGCGCAGAGCUAUAUCGCAUGAUAAAUCCGGACUACUAUGGUUUCCGUGACGACGAGGACGGGCAUGUAUCCAGGGCAGAGGCGGAAAUGGAGCGUUCGUUGCAUCGAGCGCACCUGGCUGAGGUGGGUGAAAUUAACCUGGAACCAGCCGACCUUGAGAACGAUGAGCUGGAAUGGGAUGAGUCGCUUAGAGAGAUCAUAGCCGAAUAUCUAGAUACCAAGCCUAAACGUGUGGACCCGAGUUUAGAUACGGCUUGA
Molecule: messenger RNA, 723 nt
Organism: Babesia ovata
Lineage: Eukaryota; Apicomplexa; Aconoidasida; Piroplasmida; Babesiidae
Product: member RAS oncogene family protein
Exons: 1
Coding region: 1-723 (240 amino acids)
Biological process (GO): generation of catalytic spliceosome for second transesterification step; mRNA 3'-splice site recognition
Cellular component (GO): post-mRNA release spliceosomal complex; catalytic step 2 spliceosome; post-spliceosomal complex
Source: RefSeq, a predicted model, not a curated record